Penicillium vulpinum is the source of this 1065-nucleotide messenger RNA. Its product is annotated as amidohydrolase family protein. The transcript has 3 exons. Gene Ontology annotation, cellular component: cytoplasm. The coding region runs from base 1 to 1065 and encodes 354 amino acids. Lineage: Eukaryota; Fungi; Ascomycota; Eurotiomycetes; Eurotiales; Aspergillaceae. Gene Ontology annotation, molecular function: carboxy-lyase activity; hydrolase activity. The record is from RefSeq and is a predicted model, not a curated record. Gene Ontology annotation, biological process: secondary metabolic process.
AUGCCUUCUCUUUUGCAGAAGUUCCUGCUGGGAAUCCCCCUGGCAUGUCUGGCUAGCGGUCAUGUUAUUAAUGGUUCCCUCCCCUCGAACUAUAAGAUCGAUGUUCAUUCCCAUGUCAUCCCGCCGAUUUGGAAGAAGGAACUGAUAUCUGCAGGGUACCCAGUUAAGAAUGGUACCUUGUAUACAGAUGGCUUCGCUGUCCCGGAUUGGACAUUGGAUUUACACAUUAGCACCAUGGACAGUCUUGGGGUUAAUUAUUCGACAAUGAGUGUCAGCGCCCCUGGCGUCUUUUUCUUAAAAGAGGCCCAAAAGGCCAAAUCCUUAGCCCGCAGCAUCAACCUCGCGCUUCAUAACUACACUCAAGCUUACCCGACUCGACUUGGAGCCCUCUGUCUUCUCCCUCUACCUUAUGUUGCCGAGGCAGUUGAUGAGUUAAAGUUUUGCCUAGAUACUCUCGGGUUUGCUGGAGUGGGACUAUUCACCAACUCCAAUGGGACCUAUUUGGGUGACUCUUCCCUUGACCCUAUCUUCACAGCCUUGGACGAGCGCAAUGCCAGCGUGUUUGUCCACCCGGCCUCCCCGGACUGCUCAUCUGUCGCCCUGGACUGGCCCAUCCCGAUGACCGAGUAUCCUUUCGAUACCGUGCGUGCCAUUGAGAACAUGCUGCUGACGGGUCAACGUGCGAAAUAUCCGGAUAUCAAGAUGAUCUUUGCCCACGGUGGUGGUGCAAUUCCCUUUCUAGCCACCCGAAUCGCCGGCAUGGCUUCCCUUCCCUUGUUGGGUGGGCUGUCAAUCCCUGACUCCCUGGCGCAACUCGCCGGAUAUUAUUUCGACACCGCUGCCUCAACUUCUGCUAUUCAGCUGACAGCUCUGAAGAGCUUUGUUGGCGCCGAUCAGAUUGUGACUGGAACUGACUAUCCGUAUGUUCCUUCUUCGCAGGCGAUACCGGGAUUGUCCGCGAUCCAAGGUAAUGGCAACUUUACCAUAGCGGAGAUGGGUAACAUCAAUAAUCAGAAUGCCUUGACAAUUUUCCCGCGGAUCGUGAAAGCUUUGGAGAGCAACUGA